Messenger RNA from Penicillium odoratum, 741 nucleotides. RefSeq lists its product as uncharacterized. Bases 1 to 741 code for a protein of 246 amino acids. NCBI's taxonomy places the organism in Eukaryota, Fungi, Ascomycota, Eurotiomycetes, Eurotiales, Aspergillaceae. The record is from RefSeq and is a predicted model, not a curated record. The transcript has a single exon.
AUGUGCUACCUUACCCAAACACCUGUGGUCAACAAGCCAGACAAAAAUGGUGUCCUUAUUUCGGUUGAAUUCGGUGUGACUACAGUCCUUCCACUAGCCAAAGUGACCAGCCUGCAGUCCUCGGAUUAUCACUUGGGUAUUUCCUGCGUGCCCAAUGAGAAGGACAGGAGGCUCAUCAUUCUUGGGGCCGCAGGAACGAAAAAUAUCUCAAGCAUCAGAAAAUUGGCGCUCCGAUUGUGGAACCCCGUGGCAACUGCUCCUCCCCCGGCUCUGUAUAGCUGGUCCACCGAAUAUUGGGUGUCGGAUUCGGUCGUGGUCGAUGCUAGGUCGAUCGAGGGCGCAGAGUUGAUGAGGGAAGCAGCACAGGCAGGGCGAAGAGCCGCCAAGGCAUACGUCUGCAUUGGCCUUCCCGCAAUCGCCUUCGGCCCCUUGUUCAAUACACUGGUGACAGCAUGCAACGUGAAUGCAGCCUGCUUCAAUCUCGCCAUAGGAUAUAUCUGGAUGGCGGCAGCCGUUGAUCCGACGAGACUUGAGGUGGAAGGAGAGGCUGGCUCUGGGUUCUUUGACAAUUUGUUUCUGUCGAUGAUCAAUGAUGAGACUCAAGGGUCAAUGCUCAUCGAGGCAAAGCUCAGUUUUUGGCUCGGAGGCACUUCGCGGAUGAAAGCUUGUGUCCUCACCGAGCUGUUGGAGAUGAGAGACAUCCGCACCACGUCAACUCACAGACCCAUCGCGCGAUCGUGA